CACACAACAAAUACACACACACACACUCACACGCACACACAAAAUCAGUUUACAGGCAGCCACAUCAAUACUUGGCCUUUGUUCCCUUUCUCCUUCCUGCUGUACCUGUCACCGAUUGUGUUUGACUUUCACCGUGUGAGAGGGCGAGCUGUCAGUUGUGAGCUUCUCACUCUCAUUCGCCCUCCUUUUUUUUUUUUCUUUCAUCCUCUUUUCAUUUGACUUCCCUCCGACUUUAAGAAGAAGGUCGGGCACUCACAGUGAGAGCAGAAUAGUAGAGGGAGCAGUAAUUAAGAGAAGAAAGGUAAAACCAUGUGUUGUACGGGGAAGUGCGCCCGCCUGGUGGGCCUGGUCCUGCUGCCUUCAGCCUUCAUCUGCAUGAUCGCCAACUUGCUGCUGUUCUUCCCCGACGGCAAGAGUCUGGAAAAUGAUCAGAUCUCCCUCCAGGUCUGGCUCAUGGGGGGGCUCAUUGGAGGAGGCCUCUUUAUGCUGUGCCCGAGCUGUUCAGCUAUCAGGGCCGGGGGCAAGGGUUGCUGCGGAACAGGUUGCUGUGGCAACCGUUGCCGGAUGUUGAACUCGGUGUUCUCCUCUGCUUUCGGCCUGGUUGGAGCGAUCUAUUGCACCAGUGUGGCCUCAGCAGCUCUGGCUAUUGGACCCAAGUGUAUGGUGGAAAAUGGCAUGUGGGAAUACCCUUUCGACGACCUCGGCACGGGUAAUGGCAGCUACCUUGUAAACCAGACCCUGUGGACAAACUGUGUAUACCCUCACAAUGCAGUGAUGUGGCACGUCGUUCUGUUCUCCAUUCUGCUGUCCAUGGGUGUGCUGCAGUUGGUGCUCUGCGGCAUCCAGGUGGUCAACGGCUGCUUGGGAUGCAUCUGCGGGGACUGUCGCGACAGCAAAGAUGAUGAAGGUGGAUUGUGAAAGUGAAGAAGAUCACCCUGCUGUAACCUGCGUUCACAUACGACCCUGUGAGGCAUGUUGAGAUUUCCGUUUGACGACAUCUUUUUGAAAUAUGUCAAAUCCUUACUCCAUUAAUGUGCGAAUUUCCUUCCUGCUGAGGGUCUGUGUUGUAUUGCUUGACUUUCUUUGGUCGAAUUCUACAUUGACAUCAGGUGAAUGUGACGACACAAUGAGAACUGAUGAAUUUGAAAAAAUAUUUUAAACAAUAUUUACUAUUUUUUUAACGAUUGGAUUUCUGUAUCAUUAGUGAAAGUCAUUUUAACUUAAGCUAUAUCGGUUCUGUCUGAUUGUCAACAUUAAAAA
Molecule: messenger RNA, 1260 nt
Organism: Xiphias gladius (swordfish)
Lineage: Eukaryota; Metazoa; Chordata; Actinopteri; Istiophoriformes; Xiphiidae
Gene: tm4sf5
Product: transmembrane 4 L six family member 5
Exons: 5
Coding region: 310-918 (202 amino acids)
Cellular component (GO): membrane
Source: RefSeq, a predicted model, not a curated record